Molecule: messenger RNA, 2312 nt
Organism: Asterias rubens (European starfish)
Lineage: Eukaryota; Metazoa; Echinodermata; Asteroidea; Forcipulatida; Asteriidae
Product: beta-1 adrenergic receptor-like
Exons: 1
Coding region: 390-1445 (351 amino acids)
Biological process (GO): G protein-coupled receptor signaling pathway
Cellular component (GO): membrane
Molecular function (GO): G protein-coupled receptor activity
Source: RefSeq, a predicted model, not a curated record
UUAGCGUUAAGAGGGACCCAGGGUGUCGUUUUAUAUGCAUCAAGAGGUGUGAGUUUCAUACAUCAAAGUAACACUGGUCACCGACCGUACUUCGACUCCUGCUGUGCCGUGAUUUCGGCCAAAGUUAUCCCGUACACUGGGCUCUUUCAGACGGGGGGACCUCUACGGACGCUGUGCGUGUUGUCGGCACUGCACACAAAACCAGUCUUUGAGAGACCAGCUAAAGUUUUGUUGUCAUUGAACUCGAGAGUAUUGAACCCAUUUGAAGAUUUCGUUUUGAUGGUUGAAGAGUAUCAGUUCACUGGUGGACCGAUCUGAGCUAACACAGAGAAAGUAACUCCACCACAUCUGGACUAGAAAACAUUUACAGUUUUAAAGUGGAAAAAGACAUGGCUAACAUGGCUGAAAACGACUCCCUUUCUCAGACGCUGGAUGAGCCACUGACGAAUGAGUUCCGUUUUGACGAUAUGAACCAGAGGAUCGUAGUGGCCUGUCUGUUCGCUCUGAUCUCCGCCCUCGGUACGGUGGGGAACAGUCUGGUCAUCGUCGCCGUGAUCCUGUCGCGAAAGCUCCGCACAGCAACCAACGUCUUCGUGGUCAACCUCAGCCUGGCGGACUUAUUCACCAGCUUGAUCCUACCGUGGAAUGUUGUGGCGUUGCUCAGUCCGGACGGCUGGCCGAUCGACGGGGCGUUUUGUGCCGUCGCCGCGGUCGUUCUCUUCACGUGUGUGAGCUGCAGUGUCUACACUCUCGCCGCGAUCGCCAUCAACCGGUUCGUGAUCAUCACACGACCCAUGCAUAAGUACAAGACGUACUACAGCAAGUGGAAGCUGGUAGUCAUGGUCAUCGGAACGUGGGGGAUCUCGUUCUUCAUUGCAACAAUUCCUCUCAUCUUCGGGCUCGGGGAACUUGGGUACGAUGUUAAGUACGGAACGUGUACUCAUAAGACAUCCCAUCAUCUCUCGGACUACUACAGUAUGGCACAGUCUUUGCUUAUCUAUCCCAUCCCGAUGACCACUAUUGUUGUGUGCUACAUUGCUGUCUUCAGGCAUGUCCGGAACCAUGCUAAGAAUAUCACGGAGCAGUCGGAUUCCUCAUCGACCCAGUCGCAGUUCACUCACCCCGUGCGUAGAGAGAGCAGCCACCGACAGAGCAUCAGCAGGAGGCAAGUCGAGAUCACCAAGAACCUGUUCUACGUUGUGUGUGCUUUCUUUCUGUGCAUCACACCGUAUUGUGCCGCUCUUGUCAUACCGAAGAGCGAGCCGUUCAUCCCGUGGGCCGGAGCAAUCAUCCUCCUCAACAGCUGCAUCAACCCAGUCAUCUACGCCACCAAGCACCCGUACUUUAAGCAGGUGAUCAAGGCAAUACUCUGCUGCAAACUGUCGUCCAUUCCCGAACCGUCAAGCUGUUUGCGUUCGUCUCAAACCCGAUGGAAGCCGAGAUGACUAGAUACAGAAAACAAUUCCACUCUCAAACGACAAACACUAAGAAAAGAUAUGUACUGAAAGAGCGGACUGCCCAUUCGUAAAUGGGUAAGUCAUAGACGAAUAGAUCCUGGAAAUCGGGAAGGGUCCAGGUAAAACAGCCGACCAACUCUGUGACAAAACCAUGCAGAAAAUAGAGCCAACUAUGCAACAAAAUCUCUGAACAAAACUGAUUUCGAUCACCAUUUUGUUGAAUGUUAACUAUAGUGAUGUUGUACUUUUGUAAUUAAAUCAGGGUAUCUUUUUUAUAAUGUGAGCUUUCUGGGCCGUUGAAAAAAGUACUCACUCGUUGUAUACAGAACACCAUUAGACUAGAUUUUGCUUUGGUUGUUGCCGUUUUAGUGUACAUUUUUAUACGUCUUCAAAAGUCUAAGACACAUCAGUUAUUGGCUUUAAGCCAGUUUGAGAUAUGGUGGACACGAUACUAUAACAAUGUAAGGUUUGGGUAAUUGUACAAGUACACCCAAACCACAAGGCUAUGGGUGCUGUCAAAAUUGCUGGUGCUAAAAUAUGGUAUCGGAUAAAGUAUGGAGAAAUAAACACUAGUUUCUUGCUCAAUCCGUUAUAUUGAUCUACGUAGCCUCAUUAUAAUUGAUUCAAGAUACAUUACAUAAUUUGUUCAAAUUGCCAAACUCAUGUGUGUGUGAACAGUCUUUGAAUCAAGAUAAUGUACGGUAUUGUUGCAAAACGACUUUUGAAUUGAACCUGAUGUAUGCAUUCUUUGAAGGGGUUACAACAUGAAAAGCUAUGGAAUCUAAAGGCAGUGGACACUAUUGGUAAUUAGUCAAAAUAAUUAUGAGCAUGAAACCUUUCUUGGUGAUGAUUAAU